AUGCUGGAUUUUAAAUGUAAAGAUCACUCUUAAGAAAAUAUUCUUUUCUGGUGUAAAUCAAGUGAGUGUUAGGAAAAUAGAUUUUUUUGUGCAAAAUGCCAAAAAUAAAAGAAACAUAUUCAACAUUUUGAUGAAGAUGCUUAAAGCAUUCUUGAAUUGAAAUCAUUUUUAAUUUAAAAAUCAACACAUACGAAGGACAUUAUAUUAGAAUAUUAAUGUAAGUUCUAACCAAUAUUUUAAUCUAUUGAUAAAUUCAUAUCUGGUUUAUUAUACAAGUUCUGUGUAUUUGAAGAUAAACUUGAUAAUCUUAAACCUAAUCAAUGGUAAUAAAUGUUAGAAUCCUCUAUUUUAUUUGACAAAUUUGGAAAUAUAAUUAAUACGAAUAUUUUAGGAUUAUUGACCAAAUUUUAGACAUAAUUAGAUGAUCUUUUUAUUUAAUUAGAAUUACACCUGAUAACAUAUUAAAUCACUGAUUAAUAAAUUACAAUCAAUAAAAAAGAAUAUCAAAAAGGUUUGGAUUUAAUUUAUAUUCUAUUAGGUAUCUAAUUAAGUAUUUCAAAUUAAUAAACUGAAGCCAUCGAACUAUUUGAUAAGUUGUUGUAAACUGAACCAUAUAAUAUUGAAAUUAUGUACUAAAAAGGUUAGUAAUUGUAAUUAUUUUGAAGGAAAUUCAUUAUGUAUGUUGAAUAAUUUUGAAAAUGCAUUAAAAUUAUACAAAGAAAUACUAAAAAUUAAUCCAAAACAUGAGAAAUCUUUGUGGAAAAUAGGUAAUUGAUUUUUGAAACUUUAGGUGAUAUCUUAAGAGAAUAAAGAUUUUAUUAUCAAGCUAGAUAGAAUUAUGAAAAAUGCAUAAUUAUAAAUUCAAAUAAUUCAGCAACUUAAUAAGGGAUAGGUUUAAUUUUUUUUAUUUUUUUAAAGGUGAAUGCUUACGAGAUACUUUCUAAUUUAAAGAAGCCUUGUAGUACUAUACAAAAGCUAUUAAGAUAGACUCAUCCAAAAAAGAGUACUUCUAUUCUUAAGGUAAUUAAUAAACUCAUUUCAUUUAGGAGAUUGUCUAACCUAAAUCGAAAGAUAUGAAGAAGCAACUUAUAGUUUUAAUAAAGUUUUAAAUAUGGAUGCUAAUCAUGCUGAGGCAUAUGCAGGAAAAGGUAUUAAAAUUAUAUUAAAAAAUCAAAAGGAAUUUGUCUAUUGUAUUUAGGAAAGAACGAAGACGCAUUAAUUAAUUUGAAUAAUUCAUUAACUCUUAAAUAAACUUGCUUAGGAUUAUAUGGAAAAGGUAUGAUAGAGAUAGUAAAUCUUAGGAUUAUAAUUAUAUUUGAUGAAUGAUUAUUUUGAAGCAAUUUAGUAUUUUGAGAAAGCUUUGAACAUUGAACCAUAACAUUUAUUAUCUUUGUGGGCUAAAAGUAAAUUCAAUUCUAUUAAUUCUAGGUGAUUGCCUAAAAAUGAUGAAAAAAUAUAUGCAGGCAAUUGAAUAGUAUGAUAAAGUAUUAUUUAUUAAUCCUUUACAUAUCUUAUCUCUAUACGGGAAAGGUAUAAUUAUUUCUAUAAAUUAAUGGAGGAUGCUUAUUGCAUUUACAUACAUGGAUUUAUAUUAGCAGAAAUGAAUUAAUUUAACUAGGCAAUUGAAUGGUAUGAAAAAGCUUUAACAAUUAAUCCAUAAUAUGUUGAUUCAUUAUGUGGGAAAAGUAAAUACUUUUUCAUUUAUGUAAGGUGAAUGCUUAAAAAUAAUGAAUAAAUACGAAUAGGCACUUGAGUGGUAUUAAAAAGCAUUGGGCAUCAAUCCUUAACAUGUGCCAUCAUUAUGGGGAACAGGUAUAUAUAAAUCAAAUUCCAUAAGGUGAUUGUUUAAAAAUGAACAAUAAAUUUAUAUAAGGACUUGAGUAUUUUGAAAGAGCAUUAAACAUUGAUCCAAAACAUUUAUUGUCUUUAUGGGGCAAAAGUAAAUAAAUUCAAUUAAAUAAGGCGAAUGCUUAAAGAUGAUGAAUCAAACUGAGGAGGCACUUAAAUGGUAUGAUAAAGCAUUGUCUAUCAACAAAUAACAUGUUUUAUCUUUAUGGGGAACUGGUAAAAUAAUAAUCAAAAUAGGUGAUUGUCUAAAAAUAAAGACUCAAUAUGAAUAAGCUCUUCAAUGGUUUCAAAAAGCACUUAAAAUUAAUCCAAUACAUAUUUUAUCUCUAUGGGGAAUAGGUAAGUAUAACUCAAUAAAUCACAGGGGAAUGCUUAAAGAUGAUGAAUCGAUUUGAAGAAGCGCUUGAAUGGUAUGACAAAUUAUUGGUCAUAAAUCCACAGCAUAUAGAUUCCUUAUAUGGAAAAAGUAAAUUUAUAAGAAUUCAUCAAAGGUGAAUGUUUAAAAAUGAUGAAUCAGUAUGAAUUAGCACUUGAAUUGUAUGAUAAAGGAUUAAGCAUCAACGAAAAACAUUUAUUAACAAUAUGGGGGAGAGGUAGUUUCAAUUUUCAAAUAAUAAAGGUGAUUGCCUAAAAAUGAUGUAUCAAUUUGAAUAAGCUAUUGAAUGGUAUGAUAGAGCAUUGAAUAUCAAUCCAUUACACAGCCUUUCUUUAUGGGGAAAAGGUAUAUUAAAUUAGAUAAAUCAAAGGUGAAUGCUUAAAAAUGAUGAAGCAAUUUAAAUAAGCUCUAAAACAGUAUGAUGAAGCUUUGAAUAUUAACCCUCAAGAUGUCUUAUCUUUAUGGGGGAGAGGUAAAUUUAAUUCAUUUUUAAGGUGACUGUCUACAGAUAAUGAAUUAAUUUGAAUUGGCAUUUGAGUUUUUUGAUUAAGCAUUAAUAAUAGACCCAGAACAUGUAUUAUCUUUAUAUGGUAAAGGUACAAUUUUUAAUUAUUUUAGCUUAAUGUGCAUAUGCCUUAGGUUAAUAUGAAAAAGCAAGUUCCUAUUUAGUGAAUGCAGAUUAAAUUAAGCCUAAUUAAUCUUAUAUUUUAGAAUUAUUAAGUAAUUUAUUUAGGCUCAAUUAGAAAUAUGUAAGAAUUAAUUGA
This is a messenger RNA of Paramecium pentaurelia, 2988 nucleotides long. Lineage: Eukaryota; Ciliophora; Oligohymenophorea; Peniculida; Parameciidae. The record is from the annotation of a GenBank genome assembly.